AUGGGGCUGAAGAUAGGCCUUCUAAUUGUGACUUUUGGGUCUAUAGCUCUGUUAUGUGUCGCCUUCGUCCGUUUCAAGUCGCUGUGCCCUCCCUCAGUCCCUGCACAUCUGACGGACUUGGAUAGCCUUCUUGACCUACUACAUGAAUGGGAGACUCACGGAAUGUCAGGGUUAGCGGCACAGUCAGUCAGCCGGGUGGCUGCUGAGCUCGCAACAGCCAUGGCGGCAGCGCGCUCUGCCCAGACAACAUCACCUCCCACACUCGCAUCGCAAGCCACGUACUCCGCAUCCAACGACCUUGCCACCGAGCAGGCUGCUCUCCGUGCACUGUCCCUUGCCGGCACGCAAUGCCAUGUCGCCUGGCACACCGAAUACUGGGGCGAUACCGUCGUCUGGGGUAGCGCCCAUCACGCGCGCAGCGCAGCGGAGUGCUGUGCUGCCUGUUCGUCCCACCAGCUAGCCGCCUCACGUGGCGGACUGGACAAGGGCCCUAACAGCACAACGUGCAAUGUAUGGGUCUUCUGCGGUGACGCCGCACGCUGCGGGCCCCACUACCAGGAAUGCUGGCUCAAGUCCCUCGCAAAGCUGCCACCGCCGCCACAGCCGGGGGCUAACAGCAUGUGGACCUCCGGUGUGGUAUACCCCGGCGAUGAGUGGCUCCUGCCGUACCAAUCCAUGAAGACGCUGACAAUGCACUUACCUAUGGGAGAUGUGGUGGUAGAGUUGUUGCCUGACCUGGCCCCGCGGUCCGUGCACGAGAUCCGGCGACUGGCGGCCAUGUUGGCUGGCAGCGCUUGCGAUGGCUGCAAGCUGUACCGCGUGGAGACGAACUUCCUGGUGCAGGGCGUCUUGUUCCACCCUGGUGGUUACGUGGGCACCACGCGGCUGCCCAACCCGCAGCAGAAGAAGGUCAUGGAGCGCGGGCUGGCGUGCUGGGCUGGCUGCGGCGGCGGCCCCGACUUCUUCGUCAACCUGAUUGACCAGUCGGGCUUCGGUGACUGCCACCUUUGCUGGGGUUUCAUCUGGGAUAUGAGCCUGAUGGACGCCAUCGUGAAGCUGCCCACCAAGCCCAAGGCGAGCCCCAACGACAUGACCUUCCUGGCGCAGGAGCUGCAUUUCAACAUUACGCUCAGCUAGAAUUGACGACUGGGAGAGGGGGAAAUUGAGGAGGGGGAGACGAAAGCCUUCAUAUUGGAGGGCUGUUAUUUAUAUUCCGCUGAUGCGCAGCUGAUGCGCAAUGCUGCUGCCAGUGGCAUGCUCAGGUCGGGGGGCCCGGGGGCCGCUGUAUACUAGAGAGCUCUCGCGCUCCUCGCACGCGAAGCGCUGCUCGUAGGAGACAUUGCACUGCUGGAGCCGCGGCCCCGCGCAGUAACGUUGAUAGUGAAUUUCCUAAAGGAAGGUAGGUGGGCAAACGGGAUACGUUUUGAGAGCAUUAAAUUCCCAAAAACGUCUGCAGCAGCUGGCGCAAAGCCGCUUCCCCGUCACUCACAGCUUAAAUUGGGAUGCGGG
Messenger RNA from Volvox carteri f. nagariensis, 1509 nucleotides. RefSeq lists its product as uncharacterized. Lineage: Eukaryota; Viridiplantae; Chlorophyta; Chlorophyceae; Chlamydomonadales; Volvocaceae. Gene Ontology annotation, molecular function: peptidyl-prolyl cis-trans isomerase activity. Gene Ontology annotation, biological process: protein peptidyl-prolyl isomerization. The record is from RefSeq and is a predicted model, not a curated record. Bases 1 to 1137 code for a protein of 378 amino acids. The transcript has 2 exons.